Molecule: messenger RNA, 717 nt
Organism: Diuraphis noxia (Russian wheat aphid)
Lineage: Eukaryota; Metazoa; Arthropoda; Insecta; Hemiptera; Aphididae
Source: RefSeq, a predicted model, not a curated record
AUGAGAGGAAGUGGUGCUGGUGGUUCUGGCUAUGGACAGGGAAGUGGUGCAGGUGGUUCUGGUUAUGGGCAAGGGAGUGGUUCUACCGGUUCCGGUUAUGGACAAGGAAGUGGCGCUGGUGGUUCUGGUUAUGGGCAAGGAAGUGGUGCUAUCGGAUCCAGUUAUGGACAGGGAAGUGGAUCUGGUGGUUCCGGAUAUGGACAUGGAAGCGGUAUUGGUGGAUCUGGUUACGGACAAGGCAGCGGUUCCGGUGGUUUCGGACACGGAGUUGGUUAUGGUUCAGGAAGUGGUUCUGGUAGUAACAACGUUGGAUAUGGUCAUGGAACCGGAGGGAGCUAUGUAAAUGGUUUCGGAGCUGGCCAAGGUAGUGGUUUCGGUGGCGGAUCUGGCCAAGGAAGUGGUUACGGAAGUGGAUCCGGACAAGGAGGUGGAUUCGGAGGUGGUGUCGGUCACGGACACGGACACGGUGGUGGUUUCGGGCACGGCGGAGGUUUUGGCCACGGUGGUGGAUUCGGCCACGGUGCUGGAUUUGGUCAUGGCGGUGGUUACGGCGUCGGCGGUGGAUUCGGCGUUGGUCAUGGUGCACAUAGUAUCUUCGGUCUACACCACAAGCCUCAACUCAUUGGAGCCCUAGCACAUGGUGGCGGCGGUCAAUUCGGCGGUGGUCUUGGAUUCGGAGGCGGUGCCGGCGGUGGUGCAGCAGCCACUUAUGGCUAA